Messenger RNA from Labrus mixtus (cuckoo wrasse), 5240 nucleotides. Its product is annotated as KIAA0586 ortholog. Gene Ontology annotation, biological process: smoothened signaling pathway. The transcript is spliced from 28 exons. Gene Ontology annotation, cellular component: ciliary basal body; centriole. The record is from RefSeq and is a predicted model, not a curated record. Lineage: Eukaryota; Metazoa; Chordata; Actinopteri; Labriformes; Labridae. The coding region runs from base 534 to 5066 and encodes 1510 amino acids.
GAACUGAAUCAGACACUUACAUCAGACAGGUGACGCUGCUGCCCCUUCAUAGACACGGACCGGCUCCUUUGUUUAAAGCUUUUAUUUAAUUGAUGUUUAUGCAUUUAAAAUAAUUCAAGCUGUUCAAAGUUAUCAUUUCAUGUCUCGGUGUAUUUUUUUUCUGCUUUUAGUUCUUGGUUUCUUAAUUCAGGGAAGAGUGAGACAUCGGUUUUUUGUGUUGUUAUCUGUGCUGUGACGCGGACGUGGAAGUGUGCAGUGUUGUUGUCAGCAACAGUUGCUGUUUGAGGAGUUCUGCGUCACUCUUCAGCCUCUUUGUUUAUUUAUUCAUUUUUUAUUAUAUUUAAUCUGUUUGAUUACAUGUUCAAUCAUCCGGGGUUCUGCGUCAUUACGUUGAUUGACCGGGAUAAACAGUUCACCUCUGUGGUUCCGUGCGCAGAUGAAGCGGGAAGUUUAAAAGUCGUUAGCUGCGGAGGCUAACAGGCUAACGUUAGCUGAUACUAGCUUCACAUAAAUGUAAUCAUUGGGCGGUCAGUAUGUGGUCUCAGCUCUCCGGGGACAACAGUCCUGAUCUGUCCUCCUGCAGCUCGGACACCGGGGACGUUUUGAUCCGUUCCACCAGAGUCCUCCUCUCUGACCCGAGACCUGAAGCUGGAUCCGGAGUCCACAUAACCGUUCAGAAGCUGUGGGACCCCCCUGUCCGAGAUCCUCCGCCUCCGGUCCAGAACCAACCUGUUGCCGAGCAGCAGCAGCGGCCGAAGCCUCGCAGGAGGUCGGACGGAGCUGCUCCUCAGCCGGCAGCAUUUCACCGUCCGCCCGACAGACGGACUCCCAUGAAUCCUGAGCCGACUAAAGAGAACAGACGUCCUCCUUCAGCGGAGUCCUCCAGUCCUAACAGGAAUCUCUCUGCAGGUCACAACCUUCUGACAUCACGGUUUGCUACUGGAGGUCGCGGCGUUGUGCUCGCCGCUCUGAAACAGCGGUCUCACAGUGCCCCCCUCAGGAGGGAGGUUAAAGUGCAGCUGCUGGACCCAGACCCUCCUCCAACCAGCUCCAAGGAUGCAGUGGGUGUGUCAGCGGGCCAGAUGGAGGCGGGGCUACCCUCUGGUAGCCUUGACGACGCCACCAUGGCAGCUGCAGCUGCCAUAUCUGCUGCUGCUCCUCUCAUCAAGGCUCAUUCAGAUCUAGAGGCUCGUGUGCGUCAGCUGGCUGAUGCUGUGGAGAACCUGCUGAAGGCUGACAGAGAGGGCGGGGACAGUGGGCGGAGCCUGAGCCAGCAGACACUGCAGCACCUGGAGAAGCUGCACAGCCAACAGAUGCAGCUACAGAGCCAGCUGCUGCAGUCCGCCCUCAGGAUGGUCACAGGACAUGCCCCUGUGAACUCUGACCUUGCCGUGACCUCUGACCUCACUUCUUCAGCUUCACUUGGUCAGCUACCAUGUCUGCAGGUCAGGCACCUGGAUCCUGCGGAAAACGUCCUCAGCAGUCAGCAGAACUUCUCAGUAACUGCCAUGGAGACAGGACCAGUUUCUAUGGCAACAACCCACCAUGACCAAAGGCCGAAGGAAACUAGAGAUGACAGGUAUCACAGAGGUGUAUCUAGGGUUUCCAGGGCAACCAGGCCAGCUGCAGGAAGUUGCCCACAGUCAUCUGCCAAUCACAGUAAGGCUGCAGCGAGGAGAGCAAAUGAGAUGCUGAGUGAAAUGGGACGUUUGAGGAGCGAAAUGAAGACACUGCUGACGAAAGAAGACUCUCUGAACACCACCAGACCUGGCCCAAACCAACACCAGACACAACCCCAAUCCCAGUCCUCACAGUCAAAGUCCCAACAAAACCAGUCCCAAACGAAACAAUCUCGAUCCACGCCCUUACAAUCCCAGUCACAACCUGUCGAGACCAAAUCAGACGACUUCCGACCAGAACACUCCCAGUCACUCCAACCCAACUCCAAACUACUCUGUCCCCAGUCCCAACCAUCCACAUCACAACAAACCAAGCCCCAACAAUCCCAGUCACAACAAAACCAGUUACAACCCAAACAGAACCAGUCUAAAUCACAACAGAACCAGUCUAAUUCCCAACAAAACCAGUCUGAAUACCAACUGAAUCAGUCUAAUUCCCAACAGAACCAGUCUAAUUCCCAACAGAACCAGUCUAAAUCCCAACAGAACCAGUCUUAUUCCCAACAGAACCAGUGUAAAUCCUCCCACAAGUCCCAUCAAAUCCUGUCCCUGUCCAGUGAAAGUCCUUUCCACCAAAUCCAGACCCCUCAGUCCUCUCUGGUCCAGAGGAGUCCUGCAGUGUCGUCCAUGUUGGAGGAGGCGGGUCAGGUUCUCCGUCAGGUGAGGAGUCAGAAGAAGGUUCUGGAGGAGAACCUGGAGGUCCUGCUGAGAGCUAAAACUGGUGAGAUGCUGCACUGCCAGCUGGAGGCUCUGGCUGCUAACAGAGACUGGACUGAGGAGGUCCGGAUAAAGAAGACGGUGGACGCCUGGAUCAGCACUUUGUCCAAAGACAUCAAGGCUGAGAUGGCCUCGGAGGAUGUCACCCCCUGCAGGGCUGCAGAAGCAGUGACCAAACCCUCGGCCAGCAGAGUCACGGCAGUGACUUCACAGAAGGCUGCUGGUAGCUCCGCCCACAGAGGCAGGGUUUUGAGUACGCUCAGAGGAACAGGAAGUAAGACUGCGUCAGGAAGAGGAAGAGGAGAACAGACAGCUGGAGAGGUGUUGGGGGCGGAGCCUGUCAGAGCCAAAGGUAGUCUGACAGACAGGCAGCAGGUUGAGGAGGAUGGAGAGAUGUUCCUGUCUCACAUGUACGGCAGAGCUCGGUAUGAGGGCGUGAGACGAACCCUGAAGAAGAGUCCAUACCUGCGCUUCAGCUCACCUGUAUCCCCGCUCAACAAGAAGCCCCGCCCUCGCCUGGUGGAGAGCGUCAGAGGUGUGAAGGUGAAGUCCUGUAAGACUCAGACCUGUUUGGCUCCUACCCGCACUCUGUCACCUGGGCCUCCUCAGAAUUAUUACAUCAUCAGCUCCCCCCUGACCACUGGUGACCCGGCUGACUUUAUAGUGAACCCUGCAGACCAUUACCCUGUUCCCAUGGCGAUCCCACUGGGUCGCCCCAGGAUGGACUCUUCCUCCAGGUGUCCCUCUGGGCGUCAACAGGAUGUGACAUCACCAGCCAUGGCUCCUCCCACUUAUUGUGGACAACUCCUCCCACUUACCGUGGACAACAAAACACCUGAGCUUCAGUCACAAGGGGCGGAGCAGCCAGGUGCAGGUGAAGCUCCUCCCCCUCAUGUUGAUGUCAUUGAGAGGAGGAGUGAGGAAGAGGAGGAGAGCAUCUUCCCUGGAACUGACUUCCUGUCUGUUGCUGAUGUCAUACAGCAGGAGGAGGUGACUGUGGGGGGUGAGGAGGAGGUGCAGUUAGCAGGAGGUCCGUCUCCUCCUCCCGUCCUGUAUCAGGGUCCAGUCUUCCCCCCCACAUGCCCCUCUGCUCCUCCCUCCCAGGAUCAGACCUCUGUCCUGGGCCUCCACCUGCAGAGAGAGCUGAUGGAGAACCAGUUAGUGGAGUGGGUGGAGCAGCAGCUGAUGUCCAGGAUGAUCUCAGAGAUGUACCAUCCAUCUCCCUCUGACCCCGUCCAGAAUGACUCCUAUGACCAAUCAAAGGCUGAGGAGCAGAGUAUGACCUCUGACUUCGUGGAGGCAGCAGGAGGAACAGGUCUGCAGCUGUUCGUGGACUCUAACGUGCUCGUGGACUCUUCUCUGAUUCGUCAGCUGGUUAACGAGGUUCUGAGCGAGCAGGUUGCCCUGAUGCUCGGGACCAGAGACACACAGGAACCAGUACCAGAACCUGGACCAAUAGAACCAACAGAACUAGGUCCAGAAACCAAUCAGGAGGACAAACUGGUUGCGCUGGUUCCUACACCAGUACCGACCCCUCCACCCAGCCCGACCACGCCCAUCAGAGAGACCCUGCCCCUGACCACACCCCCGCCCUCAGAAACAACCAGCCUUCUGGAGGAGUCUCCUCAGCCAAUCACAGCAGCCGAGCCCAUAGCCACGCCCACAUCAAGCCCAGAGCCCGCCCACCUUGCAGAGAGUUCUCAUGGUGUUCAUCAGGCUCUGCCCCCACCUGCCUUGGAUGAUGCUGAACUCCCAUUGGACGAGGAGAGUCCAGAGGAACACCUGGAUACACACCCACAACCACUGCUGAUGACAGUAGCAGAGGAGGAGCCCCCUCAGCCUCCUCCCUCCAUCCCUCCUGGUCCCAGACCAGAGUCGUCCUGCAGCUCCUCAGAGGAGUCCAGCUCCAGCAGCAGCUCCUCCUCCUGCUCCUCAGAGAGUGCAGGGACUGAAGCAGUUCUCAAACACAUCUCAGAGGGAGAGCUGCUCGUCAGCGUCAACCAGCUGGCAGCCGUCACAGAUGCCGAUGCUGUCUGUAGUUUCUCCAGCUCCCUACAGGAGUGUCAGGACAUGGACUUUGACCCCCCCAGUGAGGGUCAGGUCAGAGGUCAUGACCUCCUGCUGACCCUGCUGACCAAGAUGGAGCAAGGAGUCAAACACACACACAGAGGAGAGAGACCCCAGCCAGAGGGCUCCUGGGGGAGGGAGGAGGAGGUGAGCAUGGGGGAGGUGAGGGAGGUGAGGGAGGAUCCAACUACAAAACCGCACAGGACUACAAAUCCAGAGAGCCUCUGCAGGAUCACAGAAGCCCUGCAGGGUCAGACUUCCUCCCCUGGACAGAUCAGUGCCGACGUGUCAGAGGUCUGUUUUGAAGAAACCAAUCAGGACUUGUUUGCCAUGGGUGACCUGAUGGUGGAGCCAAUCAGUACUCUGACCUCUGACCUCCUAUCUGACCUGUCAACAUCUCCUCCUCACCUGGAGGACACAUGCGCUGCAGAACAGGCGGGGACAUACACAGGAGGAGCCAGGAAGAGGGAUGUUCACCUGCCCUCCAUCGCAGUGCAGGAGGAGCAUCAGGAGGAGGAGCAUCAGGAGGAGGAGACGGUGGUGGAGAAGGAGUCUCUGAGUGCAGCCGGAGACACGGACUCCUCUGUCAGCGACAUUUUCUAGAAAGAAAAAAGACACAAAACAUUGACCACCAUCUUUGUUUUCAGCUGAUUGAUGAUGUCACAGGGUGUCACAUGGAGUCUUAUGAUGUCACACGGGGUCUGAUAAUCACAAGGACAUUUAUCUUUUGUUUGGACAUCAAAUUCACAUCUAUUAUUGACCUCUUCUUAAUAAACU